This is a messenger RNA of Nicrophorus vespilloides, 2996 nucleotides long. RefSeq names its product bifunctional heparan sulfate N-deacetylase/N-sulfotransferase-like. Gene Ontology annotation, cellular component: Golgi apparatus. Bases 92 to 2842 code for a protein of 916 amino acids. The record is from RefSeq and is a predicted model, not a curated record. Gene Ontology annotation, molecular function: heparan sulfate N-sulfotransferase activity; deacetylase activity. Lineage: Eukaryota; Metazoa; Arthropoda; Insecta; Coleoptera; Silphidae. The transcript has 6 exons.
AUUUUUUAUACGUGUAUUUUGUUAUUUUACAUUUUACAAUACUGUGCCAUACAUUUGUUUAAUUUGAAAAAUAUCGUGCUUUUUUCGUGGGAUGACUAAUUUUAAGAUGAAUAUUGACAAAUUGCGAUUACCUCUGCUCGGCAAGGAAGCCACCAUCAAGCGAAAAAAGAAUUGCAUGACGCAAUGCCUAAGGAAUUGGAUACCGACCAGGCUUUUCCCGCACCGAAUCAGCAAUUUGAAGAUUUUAAUCCUAGCCGUUUUAAUUGUAGUUUUAAUUAUUAUACCCAUUUACUAUUAUCGGUUGUCACAAUUCGAUUUGAAGUACAUCAACAUCAAUUACAGUAUGUCUAGUUUUCAUCGCAGCACCAGGCCUACUCCGAACAUAAGAUGUAGCAUGAUAAACGGACCGAGGCUGCCGCAGAACCACGAUCACAAAACUGAGGCUCGAUUACGGAGCGAUCCGAAGGUAUUAGUUUUCGUAGAAACAAUGUAUUCGAAGCUUGGCAAGGAUAUCGCCGAGCUUUUGGUUCAUACGCGAAUCAAAUACAAAAUCGAGGUGGCCGGGAAGAGUGUCCCAGUUUUGACGAGCCUCGAUAAAGGAAAAUACGGCGUUAUUGUUUUCGAAAACUUAAACAAAUACCUUCAGAUGGAUAAAUGGAAUCGGGAGCUUCUAGAUAAAUAUUGCCGGGAGUAUUUCGUCGGGAUUAUAGGAUUUAUAAAUCCCAGCGAAGAGACAUUGGUCGGCGCUGAACUGAAAGGUUUCCCGAUUUUCAUACAUACGAACAUCCAGUUGAAGGAUGCGGCGUUAAACGCCGCUUCUCAGAUAUUAAGGCUGACUCGUCCCGGGGAGACGGUGUGGGGUCCAUUGCCUGGCGAUGAUUGGACGAUUUUUCAAGCCAAUCACUCUACUUAUGAGCCUCUCGAAUGGGCCCAUAAGAUUGAUGAUUACGGACACGAAGGUUUGAUGAAAACCCCAUUGACAACGAUAGUUCAGGACCACGGCCUCUUCGAUAAUAUUCAACGCGUGAUCUUCGGUUCUGGUCUGAAGUUCUGGCUCCACCGACUUUUAUUCCUCGACUCUUUAAGCUACCUCAGUCAUGGACAACUAAGUUUAUCUUUGGAAAGGAAGUUUUUAAUUGACAUAGAUGACAUAUUUGUCGGCGAUAAAGGCACUAGAAUUAAACCUGAAGAUGUCAGUGCAAUGCUUUCUACACAGCGAAGAAUCCAGAAUAUGGUACCCGGAUUCAAAUUCAAUCUAGGGUUUUCCGGCAAAUACUACCAGCAUGGAAAUCCUGAUGAAGACAAAGGCGAUGAUUUAAUUCUUGAAAAUAUAGAUGAGUUCAGAUGGUUUAGCCACAUGUGGAACCACCAGCAACCCCAUCUGUACGACAAUCUGACCCAACUGAUAGACGAUAUGAAUUUAAAUAAAAAUUUCGCUAAAGAAAAGGGUAUACCGUUUGAUUCAGGUUAUUCUGUUUCGCCGCAUCAUUCCGGAGUUUAUCCAGCUCACGAACUGCUCUACACUGCUUGGAAAAGGGUUUGGAACAUUCGUGUUACCUCAACUGAAGAAUAUCCGCAUUUGAGGCCGGCAAGAUUGCGCCGCGGAUUUAUACAUCGCAAUAUAAUGGUGCUACCUAGGCAAACCUGCGGACUAUUCACGCACACUAUUUACAUAGAUAAGUAUCCUGGUGGCAGAGAUAAAUUGGAUGAAUCCAUACAAGGUGGUGAACUCUUUCAGACAAUAGUAUAUAAUCCCAUAAAUAUUUUUAUGACCCAUAUGUCGAAUUAUGGAAACGACAGACUUGCCUUAUAUACAUUUGAAUCAGUGAUUAAAUUUCUGCAAUGUUGGACCAACAUAAAACUAAGUUCGGACACGCCUCUGCAAUUAGCAGAAAGCUACUUCAAACUCUACCCUGAAGAGACUGACCCUAUUUGGGGGAACCCGUGCGAUGAUCCUAAACAUCAAAAAAUAUGGUCUAAAAAUAAAUCAUGCGAUUCACUGCCAAAGUUUUUAGUUAUCGGACCGCAGAAGACGGGAACCACGGCCUUAUACACAUUCCUCUCAAUCCAUCCAUCGAUCGCCAGCAAUCUACCGAGUACAGAAACUUUCGAGGAAAUACAAUUCUUCAACGCUAAUAAUUAUUACAAAGGUCUCGAUUGGUAUAUGAAUUUCUUUCCGGUGGACGUAAACUCCUCGCGCUACAUGUUCGAGAAAAGUGCCACGUACUUUGACGGAGAUUUAGUGCCCAAAAGGGUGCACGCGCUCCUACCUCAUACCAAACUUGUCACCAUACUGAUAUCACCUGCCAAACGGGCGUAUUCUUGGUAUCAGCACAUCAAAGCACACGGAGACACGAUUGCUAAUAAUUACAGUUUCCAUCAAGUUAUUACUGCCGGUGACACUGCCCCAAAGCCGCUCAGAGAGUUGCGGAAUCGUUGUCUGAACCCCGGAAAGUAUUCGCAGCAUUUGGAGAGGUGGCUCACGUAUUUCCCGCCUCAACAACUGCAUAUCAUUGACGGCGAAAUCCUGAAAUCUAAUCCCAUUGAAGUUAUGGACGAACUGCAGAAGUUCCUGAAGAUAACACCGCAAUUUAACUAUACCGGACAUUUGAGGUACGACGAGAAGAAAAAGUUUUAUUGCCAAGUGCUAAACGGAGAGCGUACUAAGUGUUUGGGCAAGUCUAAAGGUCGACAUUAUCCUCCUAUGGAGGAGAAAUCUUUAAAAUUGCUUCAACGUUACUAUUUAAGUCACAAUACGGCACUGGUGAAAUUGCUGAAACGCAUUGGCAUGCGGAAUGUCCCUCAAUGGCUACAGGACGACCUGACUGAUUCCCCGACGUGAGUCGCCCAUCGGUCCUAUACUGGCAGUAUUUGUCACUGUUGUGAGACAAACAGUAUUAGAUUUUUAACAAACAGAAACAAUUUGGUACUUAAACCCGACUAACGUGAAAUAAUUACAUUACAUAAAAGUCAAUAUUUCAAGAAUGAUAAAAAAA